Thelazia callipaeda (thelaziosis nematode) is the source of this 1050-nucleotide messenger RNA. The record is from the annotation of a GenBank genome assembly. NCBI's taxonomy places the organism in Eukaryota, Metazoa, Nematoda, Chromadorea, Rhabditida, Thelaziidae.
UUAAUAUUGCAUGAAUUAGGCAUGAGCGAAACUAAAGAAAGUGGAAGUAAUACAGAUUCGAUAUCAAAAAUUUUUUCAACUUCUGGCUUAACUCUCAUUGCUAAGAAUGAUCAAAUUAAAAAGAGAAUUCCAAAAUGGUUAAUUCAUUGUAAUAAUUGCAAUCGACCGGUUACUAUCAAGCAGGCAUCAAAACGUAAUGUGAUUCGAGCAUUAAAUAAGAUAUGGCAUCGGCAACAUUUCACGUGUAUUCGAUGUCACUGUUUAGUUGGAUACGACGGCCGUUCUUAUCGAGAGUCACGCACGCAUAGCAAUUUCCCGAUAUGUAUUGAUUGCUAUAUGGAGGAAUACCACCCUAAAUGCAAUGUAUGUAAUAAAGCUUUACGUGAGACGUACGUACGAGCAAUGAAUAAGUUAUGGCAUCGAUGCUGCUUUACCUGUACAAAAUGUCAUUCACCUUUUCAAAGUAAUCAAUUACUGACGCUGUUAAUUAAAUUAAAACGAACCAAAUACGGUGAAUAUUUUAUUUACAAUGGUAGCCCAUAUGAUAUUGAUUGCUAUUAUCUGACAAAAUAUGAAAGUUGUUUAACUCCAAUGCCACUUUCGCAGGGAAUUCCCAACGAUUAUAAUGAAACACCAUCAGCUGAAAACAUUAACCAAAAGCCUGCUGACGAGACAGCAGAAAAAUCGGGACUGAAAUCAGAUGAUUCUAAUCAAUCCAGUCUCGAUUCUCAAACUUCGACCUCAUCACAAAGUAUAACAGAGGGAAGCGCUAGAAAUAGUCUAGCAACUUACGCAACAACUGUGCCACCAACACCAACAUCAACAUCAACGCCAACAUCAACGCCAACACCAACACCAACAUCAACACCAACACCAACACCAACACCAACGCCAACACCAACCUCAACUCUCUCUUCAAGUAAUGAGUCAUUGCUGCUACCAAAAAAUUCGCAAGGAAAAUCAAGUUCUGAAUCAGAAACAAAUGGGUCAUCAUUAAUUAGUACAGCCACACUACCUUCACAAAUUAAAACACCUAGCAAGGAACGCUGA